Somion occarium is the source of this 1208-nucleotide messenger RNA. NCBI's taxonomy places the organism in Eukaryota, Fungi, Basidiomycota, Agaricomycetes, Polyporales, Cerrenaceae. The record is from the annotation of a GenBank genome assembly.
UGCCUCCGACUUGCGGGCGAGAUGGCCGAAUGCACGCGUGGGUCCAAAUCCCGCUCUCCUUGUUUGAUUUUACAUUUGUAUCUACAUCACUCGCCUUCACAAGCAUUCUCAUGACGAUGCAUCGUUUUUAUCUGUGAAUACUGUGAGUUAGAAUACUUACGAUGGACUUCACGAUAAGUAGGCCGAGGUAUUGGCAUGGAGGUGGCCGUAUGAGGUAAUUGGGACGGUGUUAAUGAUAAAUAGAAACAAACAGUUUUAAGUAUUAUAAUUUGAAGUCCAACUCAAAAGAUCCAAUUCUCCGGCAGAGGAAAACGCGAUGGGACCGGCUAGUCUCUCGUACGCCGCUAGGGCGAAGAAACAUGCAAACGUUUCAGCUAGAGCUUUGCUUGAAACCAUGGAGCUCAAAAGGAGCAAUCUAUGCGUGAGCGUGGAUGUCACCUCCAAAUCCGAUUUCUUGAGCAUUGUGGACGUCGUCGGACCAUACAUAUGUCUUGUAAAAACACACGUCGACAUAAUUGAAGACUUUGAUCAUACCUUGAUCGAGCAACUACGCGAACUGAGCGUGAAGCAUGAUUUCCUCAUCUUCGAGGAUAGGAAAUUCGCCGACAUCGGCAAUACGGUGGCUUUGCAGUACUCUAGUGGCGUGUAUAAAAUUGCAAGCUGGUCGCACAUCACUAACGCUCAUCCCGUCCCUGGACCGUCCAUCAUUAGUGGUCUGGCUUCAGUCGGGCUGCCUCUUGGAAGAGGGCUCUUGUUGCUGGCGGAAAUGAGUACCAAAGGUAGCCUUGCAACUGGUUCUUACACCGAGGAGGCAGUACGGAUGGCCCGAGCACAUCGCGACUUCGUCAUUGGGUUCAUCGCCCAAAGAAGAAUGGAUGGGGUAGGGGCUGCACCGGGUGAAUCAACGGACGAUGAAGAUUUCCUGAUUCUUACACCGGGUGUGGGUCUCGAUUCUCGCGGCGACUCUAUGGGACAGCAGUACAGGACACCCAGAGAAGUCAUUCUCGAUUCGGGUUGCGAUGUGAUAAUUGUCGGCAGAGGCAUCUACGGUAAGGGUAGUAAUGUGGAUAUUCAGGCAGUCCAAGAGCAGGCCGAAAGAUACCGCGCGGAGGGGUGGGCAGCAUAUCAGAAAAGAAUCAAAAGUACAUAGAUGAUAAAGUGUAUUCUACAUUGAUAAAUUUGACUUUCAUUGAGAUGUCUCUCUAUCG